Molecule: messenger RNA, 1227 nt
Organism: Daucus carota subsp. sativus
Lineage: Eukaryota; Viridiplantae; Streptophyta; Magnoliopsida; Apiales; Apiaceae
Product: peroxidase 27
Exons: 4
Coding region: 92-1063 (323 amino acids)
Biological process (GO): response to oxidative stress; hydrogen peroxide catabolic process
Cellular component (GO): plant-type cell wall; plasmodesma
Molecular function (GO): peroxidase activity; heme binding
Source: RefSeq, a predicted model, not a curated record
CUUUGAGGGUCUAUAAAAUGGGAUUGGAUUAGCAUGUUUUUUCAUCACAAAACAAGAUUACCAUUAAUCACAAGCUAUCUUUGUCAAUCAGAUGGCUACUGCAAAAUUUUCAGUACUGCUGUUACUUCUGGCAUUUUUGAUUUGCAUGGCUGAUGGGCAGGGAUUGAAAGUAGGGUUUUACAAGAAAACAUGUCCUAAAGUGGAGACCAUAGUGAAGAAGACGAUGGAUAAAGUCAUGGCGGUUGCUCCUUCUCUCGGAGGCCCUCUGCUAAGAAUGCAUUUUCACGAUUGCUUUGUCAGGGGCUGUGAUGGUUCAAUACUGCUAAACUCGACGCAGAAUAGUCAAGCUGAGAAGGAUUCAUUUCCCAAUCUAAGCCUUAGAGGGUAUCAGAUCAUCGACAGAGCUAAGUCAGCUGUCGAAAAAGCAUGUCCUGGUGUUGUUUCUUGUGCUGAUAUAGUCGCCUUAGUGGCUCGGGAUGCAACUGUAGCGUUGAAAGGUCCAUCAUGGAAAGUAGAAACAGGGCGGAGAGACGGAAGAGUGUCCAUAUCUACUGAAGCUUUAACAAAUUUACCAAGUCCGUUUUCCAAUAUAACUACGUUGAUACAAGGCUGGCAACAAAAAGGCCUCAGUCGAAAAGAUCUUGUCGUGUUAUCAGGUGGUCACACAAUUGGAACUUCACACUGCGGUGCAUUCACCAACCGUCUUUACAAUUUCACAGGCAAGGGCGACACGGAUCCGAGUUUGGAUUCUAACUACAUUGUCAACUUGAAGAAAAAAUGCAAGCCUAAUGAUCAGACCACACUGGUACAGAUGGAUCCUGGAAGUUUCAAGACAUUUGAUAAAAACUAUUAUACCUUGGUUGCGAAGAGAAGGGGGCUUUUUCAAUCCGACAGUGCCCUGCUUAAUGACUCCAAGACGAGGAUUUAUGUUAAGCAUCAAGCUGAGCACUUCAAGUCAAGUUUCUUCAAGGACUUUGGUGUUUCCAUGGUUAAAAUGGGAAGGGUUGGAGUGCUUACAGGAAGUGCUGGUGAAAUAAGGAAAGUCUGCUCCAGAAUUAACUAAUGUGAUUAUUAGUACAUUAAGAUUUAAGUGAAAAUUCUCAUUUUACUGUAAAUUCGAUUAUUCAUGCAUCUCCGCUGAAUCUUCCCUUUGUUUUUUUUAUGAUAAUGUAUAUUUACCCUUUUUUUUAAUGCUAAUUAUCUCAUCGCAAUCAAUUUAAAUUUUAA